Plasmodium reichenowi is the source of this 354-nucleotide messenger RNA. RefSeq lists its product as hypothetical. NCBI's taxonomy places the organism in Eukaryota, Apicomplexa, Aconoidasida, Haemosporida, Plasmodiidae. The annotation marks the transcript as partial. The record is from RefSeq and is a predicted model, not a curated record. The transcript has 5 exons.
AUCCAAUCAAUGGAUAAAGUUUUAAAUUGUUUCUUGUAUAGAACCUUUUCAAACAGUUGUUCGUAUGAUAAGGUUGUUACCAUUAAAGUGGUUUUAUCAACAUGCUUAAAUACAAUAAUGGCUCCUUACAUCCAAUAUUCAAUAUUGAAUAGAUCUCAAUCACUAGUACCUGGUUUAUGCAAAGAGACCACCUUUAGUCAAUUUUUUAGUAAUUUCAAUUGGAAGAGUCACCUGUCUAAUGUAUCUGUUGGGCUAGUUGCCGCUGGAGUUCAAUUAAUAAUCAUAGCGUUACUACCAAAAGAUACCUCCAAAAAUGAAGAUAUAAUUGAUAAUGAAAAAGAUGACAAUGUUUGA